UUUUUGUAAAAGAUUUUGCGGAAGUCUUAAACAAUUUUCAUGUUCCAGGAAAUAGAUUUGAAUUUUACAGAAAUUAUAUUUGACAAAGCUACACAAAAUUGAUUGUUUGCUUUUUGAAACUCCGAAAGUUAUUUAAAUAAUUAAAGUGUUGAGUUUAUGUUAUUUAUAGAAAAUUGGAAUUUUGAAAAGGUUAACCUCAACCUAAGCAUUUUCUAUUUUGACAAGUAGCUACUGCGGAACGUAUUAAAAGCUCUUAAAUAUAUAAUAAUGAUUGAACGUUAAAUAAUGUAGUCCGUGUAUCCAACGUCAAUUUAAAAGGUUUUGUUUUAGUGAGUGAUAAAACACAACAAAUAUUAAUGUAUUAAAAUACAGUAAAAUUAACUUUCAUAUGUUUCUAAAAAAGAGCCGAUAAAGAAGAUAAAAGAAAAGUAAUGUAAACGUGAAAACAGUAAGAGACAUUUCGCAGAUAAAUAAUUUAAGAAAGAAUAUCUAAAAAGGAAAAUUAUUGCACUUGCUUCAUUGUAUGAGGUGCAGCUGCAUUCGUAACGCCUCAGACAAAUCGGAGAAAAAUAAAACGUAAAAACAUGUAAUUAAAUUUAUGAAAUGUGGGUUCUAAGUUGAAACUUCCAUUGCGGAAUCGACAAAAACCAACCCCGUCACAUAUAUAUAUGUAUAUUAUACAUAAGUACAAUGCAUACAUACAGAAAUAUAUAUGUAUUUACUAUUAUUUUUAUAAAAUUACUAAAGAAUGUAAUUUCUUUACAUCACUAUAUAAUAAUUUACAUAUCAACCCGGUGCACGUAUGUACAUACAUGCAUAUGCCGCAUAAUUUCAUGACAGACAGUUUCAUUUAAAUCAACUUGAUGAACACAAAAUUAUUUGUGAAAACAAUAAAAAAAUAUUUUCGAAAAUUCGUUAAUUGUGUGUGCUUUGAAUUCUAAAAAUAUUUGCUAAUUCGGCUUAAUUAAAAUAAAUUUUACUGAAAACGUUUGAAAAACUCUUCGGGAGUAACAUUUUGAUAAUAAAUUUAAGCUACGCAAAUCGUUACAACGUUUGUGUACAAUAUUUUUGAAAUUUUCAAUCUGAAUUUUUUCUGCUCCUCACCUCGCAACUCAAUCGACCCGAUGGCGUAUAUCAAAGUGAAGCAUUCGAAUUUACUGCGUCUGGACGAUGAUGCCAUUUUGAGUGUUUGGAAUAAACUGGAACCAAUUGAUCGCGUACAAUUAGCUAGCGCCUGUAAGCGUUUUCGUAAAAUAUUCGAAGAACGCGAUGCGGCACAUUAUACCACCUUCAGAAUGGAGAGCCUUUGGCAGGUGUCUGUCAAAGAUAUUGAAAGCUAUGCCAAACUGGUGGGACCGCUAAUACAGGAGCUGCGCGCCUACACGCCAUGUGUGGGUAAUAUCAGAGCAAAGAGAUUCCUUAAGGGCAUGACCGGUAAUUGUCAGCUCUUGCGACGUGUGGUCUUCAAAGGUGUACGUGUGGCAUUUCAAUUGUUCGAGUUAUUUGCAAAUGCGAAAUAUCUGACGGAGUUAUAUUUACAAAAUUGUCGACUCAUCGAUAAGGAUGUGGAUAUGAUAACGAUGCUGUUUAAUUUAAUGAUACUUGAUUUGUCGAAAAAUAACGAUAUUACCGGUCACGGUUUGUGCGCACUCACCAAUCUGCGCGCGCUCUACUUGUCGAAUUGUAAAAGUUUGAAUCCCAUCAAUUUAGUGCAUGUCUUCAAAAGUGCAAGACAUCUUUGUAUACUCGACAUUCAGCAACCUUAUACGAAUACAAGCCUAGUGCCAGUCUUUCUCGAGCUAGGACGCUAUUGUCGAAAUUUGGAUAAAUUGCGUGUAACAUUGCCGGAACAUCGACGUUAUGAAUCGCUUGCGCGUCUACCCAAAUUAACACAGAUUUUCGCAUAUGGUUAUGUGCGUCGUUUUCUCGUGGAUUUGCGCAAUCAUCGCGCCCAUCAUAUGCAGGUGAUUUUUCUGGAGACCCUGCAGCAGGUGCCGUUAGACACCACAUUUAUGCUUACACAAUUUCGUGAGUUGAGAAAAUUAGCUUGCGAUGGUGAUUUCGAUUUUACGCCAGGCUGUAUUGAUGGUUUUGAAAAUCUUCGCAAACUUACGUGCAUUAAUCUUUACAAAACGGAUGCGUUAACUCCAAAGGAUGUGCUGACACUUUUGAAGAAAUGCCCGAAAUUGAAAUUCGUGCAAUUAUUCUUUAAAGUAUUCAUUACGGAGGCGUUCAUAUUCGAGUUGAUUGAGGUGCUGGAGAAACGGCCGGUGAAAGUGAAUUUCGUAAUGAAUUUACAGAAGUCAAAUAUACGUCGAGGUAUCACGAAGGAUCCACGUUACAUCAAUGCCAGGGACACUUUGAAUAUUAUAUUCAGUGCUCAAUGCAUCGAUUGGGAUAAAUAAGUUUUAUAAGUUGGAUGAUAAAAAUUACAUUUUUAAUGAUUUUUGUAUUGUGUGGUAAUACCUGUUAAGUAUAUAUUGAUUGUUUCUAAAUGUGUAAUGGUAUAAUGGAAUAAAUUUAUGCGUUAUUUAUAAAUAAUA
Bactrocera oleae (olive fruit fly) is the source of this 2543-nucleotide messenger RNA. RefSeq lists its product as uncharacterized. The record is from RefSeq and is a predicted model, not a curated record. Lineage: Eukaryota; Metazoa; Arthropoda; Insecta; Diptera; Tephritidae.